UGCUGCUGCUGCUGCCGCUGCUGCUGCCUGGACCACUUGUCUACAUAAACUACAAAAACAACUUUAAAUCGAACAUCUCUUCAUACAUUGGCAGCGCUGCUGCUGCUUCAAGCUGCCCCGGUGACAGCGGGCAACGAAGGGCAGUGUCUGCCCUAGGUUGACGGCAACAACAAGAACAACAACAACAACAGCAGCAGCAGCAGCAACAACAACAACAAUAGAAGCGGCAGCGGCAGCAGCAACAACCACAACAACAGCAACAGCAAGAUGAACGCCAGCCUCAUAUAUGAGAUACUCAUGUAUUUGAACUCGUUCUAUUUUGGCAUGUAUGCCGCCUUCGAGGUGGGCGUGGGCGUGCUAAAGGCAAUCAAUCUGAAUUAUGGCGAAAACGUUCUGUCACGUGAGGCGACCAUUCUUCUCUCGCUGUGCAUCAUCGAAACGCUGCGCAUUGUCUUUGGCCGCAAGAGUAGCCUCAGCGAUCGUGGCUGGCAAGCAACCGCAUCCGUAAUAUUAACACUGCCCAGUCUUGCUAUUGUUAUCUAUUUGUGUUGUUUUCAAACUUAUGUUCUCAAACUCGAAAUUAUUCUGAGUGCCUUAAUGAUCACCCUACAAGGUGCUGAACUAGUCUAUGCCAGCAUAUUCAUUUGUACAAUGUGUCGACCCGUUACAUACACCUAGCAGUUGGUCAACGUUGCCACGUCGAUGUCCAUGGCCAAGCCAACGGCAGCAUUGCUUGACCCAGGUGCGGCAUUAGCAGCUGCAGCUGGAGCUGGAGAUGGAACAGAACGACGACGACAACGCAUCACUUGGUAUAAUUACGUGAAGCAGUUUACGUUUACGUUGAGCGAUUUGGAUGUAGGAUGUAAGCCACUAAAGCACACACGCACACACACCAACGACUUUAAGGAUCAACACUUCAUAUAGAAGAGGUCUAUGGAAGACAAGAUAUUAUAACAAUGAACUACCAUAAAUACGCUGGCGUAUUCCUGCAGUCAGUUCUCGCAGCACCAAACA
Drosophila novamexicana is the source of this 1014-nucleotide messenger RNA. RefSeq lists its product as uncharacterized. NCBI's taxonomy places the organism in Eukaryota, Metazoa, Arthropoda, Insecta, Diptera, Drosophilidae. Gene Ontology annotation, cellular component: ciliary transition zone. Bases 268 to 678 code for a protein of 136 amino acids. The transcript has 2 exons. Gene Ontology annotation, biological process: non-motile cilium assembly. The record is from RefSeq and is a predicted model, not a curated record.